AUGAGCAUUGACCUUCAGGAUUUGUCGGACGACCACGUCGUCCGACUGACAAAGCUCCUCUGCCGCCGUCCCGAGUAUGGUGUUGCUGUUCCUUCCAAGAGAUGGCUCCAGCGACAGGAAGAGAGGAUGAAGAACUUGCCAAGUCUGAUGCUUCGCCCGACGAACCCGUUCAAGCGUCUGGCUAUGAAAAUUGCAGACACGUUCGAGCCUGACCUCAUCGACCCUCAGGCAGUGCUGUGCAAGACACACGCAAGCCUCAACCCCUGGCUCAUCAGGAGGGUGUUCCUCGCGUUGGCUUACGAGGCUACUGUGCACAGCGACCCAUUGCGCUCUUGGGAAGGUCGGAUGGGGAUACCGACCCUUUCUGCCUUCAUCAGCCGCGUGGAUGCCAUUGCAGCGUUGUGGACGGAGCCGCGUCUGUUCCGCGAAUGCUAUGGUGUACCGCCCUUUGACAGCCACAAGAUUUACGUCAGAUCCGGCUGUGAGGCGUGCAUUCUCGGUGCCGUGGGCGCCAGCGGACAGAUCCUGGCCGACCUGCGCGCCCUCGUCGUGGACCGGAUUGAGAGGCGCCAGGAGGCGUACAGCGGCCACUCGCCCAGGGAUCCUCGCCUUGGCCGCUUGGUUGAGGCAUGGGUCGACCACCUGCGAAGCAGCAAGGAAGAGAGAGAUCGGGCGCAAGCGUGUAGGGCGAUGAGCGAAGAGGUCCUGACCGAGUUGAGGGCAGUUCGGCCUCAGAUUAGGGAGUGGAGGCGCCGGCAGAAGAAGUCUCACAGGCACUCUCGGGCCUUGAAACGUUCGGGCGGCUACACUGAGCUGAGAAGAACAAGUACGGGCAGGCGCCUGAGCCAUGUCCCAAGCAAUGCGCGGCAUAGUCGAAGGACGAAACACGGCAUCCCGGUGGCUAUGGCUGACAGGGAGGGCGCGGAGGACCAGAGGCGGGCUGGCCUGUACCGACAUUUCAACACGGCUAGCAUCUACCGGCCUGACAGCUUGUGUGACUUUUCGGAAGUCGGGAGGAGACAGCAGGCGGCACGUAGUAUGCCGGUCAGUCGACUAGGGGCUCCUCAGCCCGCACGAUUGAGCGGACCAAGUGACGGUGAGCCGCCCACUCAGUCUUUCAUCGAGGGCUUCGAACGUGAGUUUCCCGUCGAGUCCGAUGAGAGCGACCCUUACGACUACGACUACGACUACGAUGACGACGACGACGAGCCGGAAGAGCUUGCGGAGCGGGACUUGGACAAGGAAGAGAUGGGCCGGUCAAAGGUCAGCGAUUGGUACGCCAACCGCUUUGCCGAGACACACGAGGACCUCGCCAUGGACGACACGGUCAUGUCAAUGAUCCAUCCGGCCUUUCAGACCGGUUCGAUCAUCGCUCCGUCCGCCGUGCCGGCGCCACUCCAGCUGAAGAAGGAUCGCGACGACCCGAGAGAGGAGCACAGCCCGAAUAGGCGUAGCGACGCAUGGACUGACGCGACCGUCUACACUGUAGACCAGAACACCAGUGGCGUCGGGACUGGGCCGAGAGAAGACGCACAGCCACCGCCGGUGCCCCGUGUGCCGUCGCGAUACAGAGACCACGGGCACGACGGGACAGACCGCGAGCGCACGCCGCGACCAAAAUCCGUCUUGUCCAGACGCACUUCAGUCGCCGCGCCGCCGCCGCCCAGUAGUCGAACCCCGCGCCAGUCCUCCGUCGAUCGACCCAGGCGCUCGACGAGCCCUCUCAUCCCCGUGAGCGAACCAGUCGAAGCCGCCGCCAGCACCAGCACGCCGACGCGGUCUUCACCACCUCUGAACUGGCCCGCCCCGCCCCCGGCCUCGGCCUCGGCCCCGCCCCCCUCGGGUCCCAUGGGAAAACCCAGCAAGAAGUACCUGUUCCUGGAGUCGGACGCGGGCUCGCGGCUGUCGGUCUCGCAGCGCGAGUACUUGAAGAGCUGCCGCGGGAUGCGCGACUACAGACCGGAGGACAACCCGUUCACACGCGCGGGCAGUCGUAAUGAAGGUCCUGGGACGCCGAUGAGCCCCACGGCUCGGACAUUCACGCGCGCGGGUAGCCGCAAUGAAGGUGGGGGGACGCCGGUGAGUCCUACGGGUGGUCGGGCAUCCGCGUCUUCUGCCAGAACUAGGACGCAGACGCCGGGUGCUAACGAGAUGAACCAGGCUUCUUCUUCUUCGCGGGCCAGCCACACGAGCGGGAGCAGGGGAUCAAGGGUCGGCGCUGCCGUCCCGUCGUUGUCUUCGUCGCACGGCAACACCAUCGACGAAGAGGAGGGGCCGAGGCGGCCUGUUGACUGCGAGCCUAGGAGAGCGACGGCCGAAGAUGAAAAAGCGUGGCGCGAGGCCUGGGGCGCGCGAGACGACCAGAGCGACUUUCAGAACGUACUGCCGGACGACUCGAUCUCGAAUGUCAUGUGUGGAGACACAGCCUGA
Molecule: messenger RNA, 2430 nt
Organism: Anthostomella pinea
Lineage: Eukaryota; Fungi; Ascomycota; Sordariomycetes; Xylariales; Xylariaceae
Source: the annotation of a GenBank genome assembly